UCUGCUCUUUGCUUUCACUCGCAAAGCGCAAACACUCCCUUUCGCCGUGUUUUUUCUCAGCGAAAAAAUCCCAAAAAAUUUCCCACUGAUCUCUCAAAUUCCCACUGUUCUGUUCCCCAUUGCAUGGCCUUUCUUCUACGUCGAUUCUUCCAUUUUCAUAUGUGAAUUUCUUCUCUGUUUUUCCCCUUUUUGAGAAUCUCCAUUUCAGUUUCAGAGAUUUGGAAAUGAUUGAAGCUGUGCAGAGUUCCAUCAAUGGCGCUUUCUCGCAGUUUCAGAGCUGUGGGGAUAGCAGCGAGGAGGAGCUUUCGGUUCUUCCUCGCCAUACUAAGGUCGUCGUUACCGGAAAUAAUCGGACCAAAUCGGUUCUCGUUGGACUUCAUGGCGUCGUCAAGAAAGCCGUCGGUCUUGGCGGCUGGCAUUGGCUGGUUUUAACAAAUGGUAUAGAGGUGAAACUACAGCGGAAUGCGCUUAGUGUGAUCGAGGCUCCAACGGGCAAUGAAGAAGACGAUGAACUCGAAUUCGAGAACUCGACAUGGAAUGGAUUGGAUAUGGCAUCUGAUGACGCCCAAAAAUCCCACAAAUCAAGGCAUAAAUUUCACAAAUCAUGUGGGUCAUCUAACAAGACUAUAAGCAGAUCGCUUUCCUGCGACUCACAGUCAAAGAGCUCGGUUUCUGCACCGCAACGAUCCAUGAGGGUUGACCUUAGUAAACUAGAGAUGACUGCAUUGUGGAGAUAUUGGCGACACUUCAAUCUCGUUGAUGCCUUUCCCAACCCGUCGAAAGAGCAAUUAGUAGAUCUAGUUCAAAGGCAUUUCAUGUCACUGCAACUGGAUGAGUUGCAGGUUAUAAUGGGUUUUGUGAAGGCUGCAAAGAGACUGAAAACAGUGUGCAAAUGAGAGGAGAAGAACUGGGGAAUCCUUUGAGUUGAUUCUCAUGCUAACAGAUAAUUCAGGUGAAUGAGAAGUGUUUAGGUUCUCUCUGUAACAUAUGGAUCGAUCGAUCGGAAAUGGGUUUUGUGGGUCGAGAUCGGAACGGGUUAGUAUGAUUCUGUUGUAGUUAAUAGAGUAAUAUCUUGUUUUAGUGACGAUGUUACUUGCAGUGUAGAUAUGUGUAAACUGCAAAUAUUAGAGACCAAAAAACAUGUUUCUAAGCUUUUGUUUAAUGUAAUGCUGACUGACUUUAGGGGUGUUUUGAUUGCCCAAAAAAUGUACAAAUUUUGCUGUUCCAUAUC
Cucurbita moschata (crookneck pumpkin) is the source of this 1231-nucleotide messenger RNA. RefSeq lists its product as uncharacterized. Gene Ontology annotation, cellular component: histone deacetylase complex. The record is from RefSeq and is a predicted model, not a curated record. Gene Ontology annotation, biological process: regulation of DNA-templated transcription. The coding region runs from base 225 to 896 and encodes 223 amino acids. The transcript is spliced from 6 exons. Gene Ontology annotation, molecular function: transcription coregulator activity; protein binding. NCBI's taxonomy places the organism in Eukaryota, Viridiplantae, Streptophyta, Magnoliopsida, Cucurbitales, Cucurbitaceae.